GUUUUAAUGACGUAGUCAACAUCAAGCAAUAUUGUUUUGUCUUUCUGGCGGCUGAAGAAACGCAUUAACAUCAAGGCCUAAACCAUGGCUCCUAAACCAAAAUUUCAAGAGGGUGAAAAAGUUUUAUGUUAUCAUGGACCUUUACUUUAUGAGGCUAAAUGCAUGCGGAUGGAGGUGAAGGAUGGAAAAGUUCAAUAUUUAAUACAUUAUAAUGGCUGGAAUAAAAACUGGGAUGAAUGGGUUCAGGAAAGUCGAGUUGUCAAAAACAAUGAGGCAGGCAUUCAGAAACAGAAAGAGCUCCUAAAAAAUCAUGGUGCACAAGUGAAGAAAAAUAAAAGUAACAAAAAGUUAGAGAAAGAAAGUACAAAACCAAAAACACCUUCAGGAAGUGGGAAGGAAAAAGAGAAAGACAAAGACAAAGAAAAAUCUGUUGUCAAGGAAAAAGAAGCAACUAAAGAAGUCAAAGAAAAGGAAAAAGAGAAGUCUGCUGCAGAAAAAACUCCAAAAGAAAAGGCAACUCCUAAGGAGAAAGAAAAAAAAGAAAAAGAACCAAAACAGCGACCCUCCACUCCUCAGCUUGCAGUGACGGAAAAGAAAAAAGAAAAAGAAGUAGAAAAAGAGACAAAAGAGAAGGAUAAAAAAGAAGAAAAGGAAAAGACCACUUCUGUUCCAACAGUCACCUCCACUCAAGAAUCUGCACCAGCUACUCCACAAUCGACAUCUGCCUCUGGUGAACCAAAGCGAAAACGUCCACGAAUUGAACAGACUGUUGAAUCAGAAGAAACUUACUUAUCCAAGAUUGAAGUCAAAAUCAAGAUUCCAGAGGAUUUAAAACCAGUUCUUGUUGAUGAUUGGGAUUUAAUAACUCGACAGAAAAUGCUUGUGACCUUACCAUGCAAACAAACAGUGGAUGAUAUUAUUGAUGACUAUAUUAAAGCCAAAACAUCAAAAAAUUCAAAUAUUAACAAAGAUGCCAUGCUAGAAACAAUGCUGGGAUGUAAAGAUUAUUUCAAUGUAAUGCUAGGAGCUCAGUUGUUAUACAAAUUUGAAAGACCUCAGUAUAGUGAAAUUUUGUCAGAAUAUCCUGAGAAGCCAAUGUCCAGUAUUUAUGGAGCUAUUCAUUUCCUGAGAUUGUUUGUUCGCCUAGGUGCAAUGUUAGCUUACACCACUCUUGAUGAGAGAACUGUUCACAUUUUACUUAAUCAUAUCCAUGAAUUUUUUAAGUAUUUAUCCAAAAAUGGUCCAAAUCUUUUUAAGAUUUCUAACUAUGAAAUAGCAAGUCCUGACUACCAUCGAAAAGCCAUAUAAAAAUUUGUUUUGAAUGUUGUUACAUAUUGAUAUGGUUGGUGUUGAUUGUUUUAUUGUAAUUUUCAUUGUAAAUGUGUAUUUGUAGAGAUACCAAAUGGCAAUAGUUUACAAGUAUGAAAUACAAACAAGCCAAUGAGUGAAUGACAUUGUAAACAUUUCUACGUUGUCAUGGAAGAAUUCUUUCAUUGAAAGUUGUCCAGUUCCAUGAGGCCAACAAUGUACAUUCACCUUCCUGUGUUAAGUUUUACAAGUGUAACAAGAAAGAGCUGUUACUCCCUUUUAAACAAUAAAUGUUAAAUUUGCAAGUCAGAUGAAUGCAACAAAAAAUACUAACAUCUGGAAUAAAUAUUUUGUUGCCGCUAGGAAUUGAUUUAAAAAAGCCUUGACCCCAACAAUGGACAAAGUGUUCAAUAAAGUGCUAAACUUUUUUUAAAGUCAUUUUCCAGUAGUUAAAAUGUUCCUUGUUGGAAUUUCAUGUCAUUAGUAUCUUGAAGAAAUGAAUAUCUCGUGUAUGUUGUAAAAUAUUUUUACUUGUGAUUGUGAGAAAAUGAAUGCAACUUCAAAUCUUUAACAUUUGUGUUUUGUUUGUGUGUACAGUACAUGGAACAUUUGUCCUACAUCUCACUCUCUAGUAGCACCAUUAAUAAAACUAUGAUGUUCUACUUUU
Molecule: messenger RNA, 1975 nt
Organism: Biomphalaria glabrata
Lineage: Eukaryota; Metazoa; Mollusca; Gastropoda; Planorbidae
Product: mortality factor 4-like protein 1
Exons: 12
Coding region: 85-1308 (407 amino acids)
Biological process (GO): chromatin organization; regulation of DNA-templated transcription
Cellular component (GO): nucleus; NuA4 histone acetyltransferase complex
Source: RefSeq, a predicted model, not a curated record